CAAUCAGCGUGCAGGAGCUCCGGGCCUGGGGAGCGGCGGGGGCCGGGCUCAAUCACAGCCAGGCGGGCGUCGGAGAUGACUGGUUUGAGGCUGCGCGACGCCGGGAGUUCCCACGGUCCUGCCGACGCCUCGGUGAUCCCCCACUGCAGCCUUCUGCAGUGGACACUGAGGCACAGAAUGAUCUGGAAAGUAGCUGUGCUGCUCAGCCUGGUCCUGGGUGCCGGUGCUGUUCCUGUUGGUGUGGACGAUCCUGAGGAUGGUGGCAAGCAUUGGGUGGUGAUUGUUGCAGGUUCCAAUGGCUGGUAUAAUUACAGGCACCAGGCAGAUGCGUGCCAUGCCUACCAGAUAAUUCACCGAAAUGGGAUUCCUGAUGAACAGAUCAUCGUCAUGAUGUAUGAUGACAUUGCCAACUCUGAAGACAACCCUACUCCAGGUGUUGUGAUCAACCGGCCCAACGGCACAGAUGUGUACAAGGGGGUCCUAAAGGACUACACCGGAGAGGAUGUGACCCCAGAGAACUUUCUCGCCGUGUUGAGAGGCGACGCUGAGGCUGUGAAGGGCAAGGGCUCUGGAAAAGUCCUGAAGAGCGGUCCCCAGGAUCAUGUGUUCGUUUACUUUACUGACCAUGGAGCUACUGGAAUCCUGGUGUUUCCUAAUGAUGAUCUUCAUGUCAAGGACCUGAACAAGACGAUCCGCUACAUGUACGAACACAAAAUGUACCAGAAGAUGGUGUUCUACAUUGAAGCUUGUGAGUCUGGCUCCAUGAUGAACCACCUGCCUCAUGACAUCAAUGUUUAUGCGACCACUGCUGCCAACCCCAGUGAGUCAUCCUAUGCCUGUUACUAUGAUGAGGAGAGGAGCACAUACCUGGGCGACUGGUACAGCGUCAACUGGAUGGAAGACUCAGACGUGGAGGAUCUGACCAAGGAGACCCUCCAUAAGCAGUACCAACUGGUGAAGUCGCACACCAACACCAGUCAUGUCAUGCAGUAUGGGAACAAAUCGAUCUCUACCAUGAAACUGAUGCAGUUUCAGGGUAUGAAGCACAGAGCCAGCUCCCCCAUCUCUCUGCCUCCAGUCACACACCUUGACCUCACUCCAAGCCCGGAGGUGCCUCUGGCCAUCAUGAAAAGACAGCUGAUGCGCACCAAUGAUCUGAAGCAAUCCCAGUAUCUUGUCGGGCAGAUCCAGCGGCUUCUGGAUGCCAGGCACAUCAUCGAGAAGUCAGUGCACAAGAUUGUCUCCUUGCUAGCAGGGUUUGGGGCUGAGGCCGAGAAGCUUUUGUCAGAGAGAGCCCCACUCACAGCACACGACUGCUACCAAGAGGCCGUGACCCACUUCCGCACACACUGCUUUAACUGGCACUCCUCCACGUACGAAUAUGCCUUGAGACAUCUGUAUGUGCUGGCCAACCUCUGUGAGAAGCCGUAUCCGAUUGACAGAAUCGAGGUGGCCAUGGACAAGGUGUGCCUCAAUCACUACUGAACAGCUGCUUCUUGAUGGUUCUCCGAUAUGAACACCGUCCUGUGGAGUCGGAAGGCAGCGCCUGUGCCCCAGCCUCCCUGGAAUGCUGUAGGGCCACCCUGAGGCCUCACCCAGACCUUUCCUUCAUAAGAUGCUUGCUCACUAAGCAACUAGUUCGGGUGGGUAAAGCUCUUUGUGGAGAAGGAACUUCUGCUUCUUUGGCAUUUUUUUUUGCCCGUUAGCUUUCAGGAGCAAGUUCACCAGGGUUUCUGUAGCCAGUGGAAGACUGCUCUGGGAGAGUUGAAGCUGGCAUCUCUUUAAGUCUUCAAAACGAUGUUACUGAAGAGGAGUACAAGCCCCAAAGGGAAAUUAUUUUUAGAAAAUACUAUAAUUUUUGAUUGCUUUUAUAUUUUAUUCUGCAAUAAUGGAUGUCCUACAGAAAUAAAAGAUUUAUAAAGUGAA
Molecule: messenger RNA, 1926 nt
Organism: Nannospalax galili (Upper Galilee mountains blind mole rat)
Lineage: Eukaryota; Metazoa; Chordata; Mammalia; Rodentia; Spalacidae
Gene: Lgmn
Product: legumain
Exons: 14
Coding region: 76-1485 (469 amino acids)
Biological process (GO): vacuolar protein processing
Molecular function (GO): cysteine-type endopeptidase activity
Source: RefSeq, a predicted model, not a curated record